CCUCCCGGACGUCAAGAAGCGCUUGGAAGAGUGGAGCAUCUUCGCCAUGUUGGCGAUCUUUGUGGCCUCCUGAUUACUUCUUAUGUUGACUUCCUACUUCCUACCUGGCAGCCAACGAUGAACGACAGCCGGUUGGCCCCAGACGAAGACGUGGACUACGGGGUGGCCCCGGAGGACGUCCCGGACACCACGCGGGGCCCCGCCUUCUUGGCGGCCAGCGUGGUGAUCGCGGCGGUCCUGCUGUGCAUCAUGGCGGUGUGCGGCGUGGGCAACUGCGCCUUCAUCGCCGGGCUGGUGCGCCACAGGAAGCUGCGCAGCCUGACCAACCUGCUGAUGGCCAACCUGGCGCUGUCCGACGUGCUGGUGGCGGCGCUCUGCUGCCCCCUGCUGCUGGACUAUUACGUCCUCAAGCGGCUGUCCUGGGACCACGGCCUCCUCAUGUGCGGCGCCGUCAACUACCUGCGCACGCUCUCGCUCCACGUGUCCACCAACGCCCUGCUGGCCAUCGCCGUGGACAGGUACCUGGCCAUCGUGCACCCUCUGAGACCUCGCAUGAAGCGCCAGACGGCGUAUUGCGUCAUGGCCGCCGUCUGGGCGCUGCCCGUCCUGAUCGCCAUCCCCUCGGCCGUCAUGUCGUCAGAGACCGCCUACCCCAGCCUGGGGGGCGGAGCCUCCAAGAUCUUCUGCGCCCAGAUCUGGCCGGCGGAGCAGCAGGUGUGGUACCCCUCCUACUUCCUGCUGGUGUUGGCGGUGGAGUUCCUGGGCCCGGUGGGCGUCAUGGCCGUCUGCUACGUGCGCAUCUCCGCCGAGUUGUGGUUCAAAGACCUUCCCGGCGUCCAGACCCAGCAGAUCCGUAAACGUCUGCGGAAGCGGCGCAGGACGGUAGUGGUUCUGAUCCUGGUCCUGGUGGCCUACGUGCUGUGCUGGACUCCGUACUACAGCUUCGCCCUGCUGCGGGACUUCUACCCCAGCCUCAUCUCGGGGGACCGGAACUCCCUGCUGGUCUUCUACGUCAUUGAGUGCGUGGCCAUGAGCAACGGCGUCAUCAACACGCUGUGCUUCGUCGGCGUCAGACGCCGCGCCCAAAGACCCCGCGGGCCGGCCCGCUUCCCGCUGGUCUCCUUCUUGGCCCGCAAGUCCAUGGACGGGGCUGAGGCUCGCACGUCCUCGCUCAGGGUGACCGAGGACGCGGGGGGAGUCCGGUCCGUCUAGGACUCCAGCUACUGAUCUUAGCGAGGUCCCGAGGUCUCCACGCCGUUCUGGACUCGAACCAGCUGAGACGAGGCUGCCCGUCUCCAUGGCGACCAAGCCGAGGUCUUCAUGGGACUCUCUCAGAACUUUUUAGGUCUUUGGACACGCCCCGGUCCACUCAGGUGGAGCACACGGAGGUGGUCCUCGUGAGGUCCAGGUGUCAUCUAAUGCUAGCAUUAGUCUCGUCAAGGUGACGCUGAAGGUCAGGUGAGCGAGUGGGCGGGGCUUUACACACAGAAAUUAUGAUGCAACUGCCAGCCGACCACCUCGCCAUCACUGGGCGGUCUUUGAGUCAGUGGGGAUCAAUACUACCGCUGAUCAAUCAAUACUAUCAAUGACAUAUCAAAGUACAGAUGACGAUCCAUACUAUCACCGAUCAAUCAGUAGUAUCACUGAUCAAUCAGUAGUAUCACUGAUCAAUCAGUAUUAUGACCAAUCAAUACUAUCGCUGACCAAUCAAUGACAGAUCAAUCGUAUCAACAACCAAUUAAUAGUGUCAAUGAUGGAUUAAUACUAUCAAGAAUCAGUCAAUAUUAUCGAUGACAAAUCAAUAAUUUCAUUAACGAAUCAUUAAUAUUAAUGACCAAACAAUACAUGGAUGACAGAUCAAUAAUAUCCUGUCAAUGUUCAUCACUUCCUGUCAAUGUUCAAUUAUUCAUCCAUCACUUCCUGUCAAUGUUCAAUUAGUCGUCCAUCACUUCCUGUCAAUAUUCAAUUAUUCGUCCAUCACUUCCUGUCAAUAUUCAAUUAGUCGUCCAUCACUUCCUGUCAAUAUUCAAUUAGUCAUCCAUCACUUCCUGUCAAUAUUCAAUUAGCCGUCCAUCACUUCCUGUCAAUGUUCAAUUAGUCGUCCAUCACUUCCUGUCAAUGUUCAAUUAGUCGUCCACCACUUCCUGUCAAUGUUCAAUUAGUCGUCCAUCACUUCCUGUCAAUGUUCAAUUAGUCGUCCACCACUUCCUGUCAAUGUUCAAUUAGUCGUCCACCACUUCCUGUCAAUGUUCAAUUAGUCGUCCAUCACUUCCUGUCAAUGUUCAAUUAGUUGUCCACGCUUCCGUCAGUCUACCCCAAGGCAGCUGUGGCUAUGAAAGUAGCUUACCACCACCAGGUGUGA
Messenger RNA from Entelurus aequoreus (snake pipefish), 2362 nucleotides. RefSeq names its product prokineticin receptor 1a (gene prokr1a). Gene Ontology annotation, biological process: neuropeptide signaling pathway. The transcript is spliced from 3 exons. Gene Ontology annotation, cellular component: membrane. The coding region runs from base 118 to 1212 and encodes 364 amino acids. NCBI's taxonomy places the organism in Eukaryota, Metazoa, Chordata, Actinopteri, Syngnathiformes, Syngnathidae. The record is from RefSeq and is a predicted model, not a curated record. Gene Ontology annotation, molecular function: neuropeptide receptor activity.